This is a messenger RNA of Dinoponera quadriceps, 3660 nucleotides long. RefSeq lists its product as uncharacterized. The transcript has 8 exons. Lineage: Eukaryota; Metazoa; Arthropoda; Insecta; Hymenoptera; Formicidae. The record is from RefSeq and is a predicted model, not a curated record. The coding region runs from base 1203 to 3344 and encodes 713 amino acids.
AUAAUUUGCACAUAAAAUUCAUGAAGAUGAUAAAACGGUUCAUCGUUACUAAGAGAUAAGAUAGUAAAAUCGAUGACUUCACUGGCAGGAGAUAAUGAUAUUUUAACUUUAAGGUAGCUGAUAAACUAAAGCAGCACAUUUUUACAAUUUCUUAUUGCUUCACAAACAAACAGUACCACGUGGUUACGUUAUUAUUAGCUGCGAAUAUGUUGUGACGCUCAUCGAUAUCAUCCGCACGGUGAUUCCGACACAACAAAUCGCCCCUGAUAAAAGUUACAUUAUGCAAUAUGUUCACGGCCGUAAUGCGCACAACAAUACGGCGUCCGCUCGUGUGUCGUAUUUGCAUUCCAAGUGAUUAACGGAAGAGAAAUUGAUUGGAAAUUUGUAUUAUCGUGAAGAUUUACGUGCACGUAUCUUUUCAAAAUUCAGCUAGCCGAAAGACAUGGAAUAUUUCGAGCUAAGCCGCAUAAGCUUAUGUACUUAUAAAUAUAUGUAUAUACUUUGCAACUGGAGUACGACAUGUUUAGUUAUCUUUCUCACUGCGUGAAUCGACAAUUUUAUAUUUUCUUUUAGAAAAAACAACCGUUUUGUGAUGCAACAUUGUGCGAAAUCACCGUCUAAUUGGACAAUCGCAUUGAAGUUACCUCCGAGGAAUUAUUACUGCGCUUUUUGUGGUGGAAAUAUUCCGAGGAAUACGUCGCGUUUCCACGGUAAUUUUGAGAGGCAACGCUGACUCUUUUCGCGAACUCAACAAGGAUACUGCGAAGAAAACAAAAUACCGGGUACGAUCAUUUAAUCAUAAGCCUUGAAAGAAACUGAUGAGUCCUCAUGUAUCAAUGCUGAAACUUGCGUGCGCAUACAAAUCGAAGAAGCUGUUAUUAAUAUUUAUAAUAUUAUAUAAAGCUGUUAUAAAAGAAAUCCGGCAUUCUCGGAUCGAUGUCUAUGCCGUGUGAAAAAUGGUUUAUGUUAACAAUGAUAUGUAGUUAUCACCGGGAAAAAAAUGUCCUUGGCUCUAUCAAGUUUUUGUUUUGCUUCGCUUGUAAAAUGUGUCAGUAAUAUCGGAGAUGCAGAGGCACACACUGUAAUAUUCCUUAAGCGAGUCGAGUUUUAUUUUGGUUGUCGCGUCAGGAUUACGCGAAACGCGAGGGGCCAGGGUGACCGGCUCCGGUACUCUCGGCGAAUACGGCGCAAACGGAGUGCGGAUGAUGGAAGACGGGAUCAGGUGUCAGGGACUGAUGAUCGACCCGACCUGGCCACGGGAGCGAGCGAGCGAGCAAGCGAAUGUCGUUAUCAUCAUCGUGAUAACAGUGGUAAUUGCCGAUGCAUACAGAAAUAAGAGAGAUGUCGUUUCUUUAAAUACGGACGUCAUAUCAUAUUACAAACCUCGUCCACGAGAUCUCUUUCUCGAUCGAUCAUUUAUCGACAAGAUAAUUGGUCAGCAAACACUGCUUGAUGGCCCAGUGAGAGACCAAACCAUCGGCCAACAAACCUUCCUCGAUACAUCUUUAAGAGAACGAAGUGCAUAUCCGUCCGGUGUGCCAAUAUUUCACAAACAACCGUUCAAGAAGAAUUUAUUUCACACGGUAACAGCGUUCAGAGACGAACCAUUGUUCAGAGACGCACUGCUGAAGGAUCACGAAUUGCGCGGGGAACGAGCAGUCUUCAGAAACAGCCCCUUCGAAGGACAAAGCGCGUCGCUUGCGUCGGAAGAGAUCUUCGGGGAACAAGCGUCGGUGUACAGAAGUCAAGCACCAUUCAAGAAACAAUUGUUAACGCUUGAAACGCCGUUGAAAAACUUAUUUCACGGACAGCCACCCCCAGAUGAACAAGCACCGUUUCGGAAGCAAAGGACUUACGUCGAUUUCCCGACCAUUUCUAACUCAAUCAAGUUCUAUCGAGAUGAUUCUUACAGUAAACCGAUCGAUUCGUACGGACGACAGAAAGACGCGCAAGCCACAUCCUAUGGACAUUGCGGAGGACCCGCAAUGUACACGGAGUACGGUAAUCACGCACUCGAACUGUCUUCGAUACCGAUGGUCCCGUUCUCUGAACAUCUUUCCGCAUUGAAUGUCGAUGUUCCCGUAACGCUGCCGUCAACGCCCGUUGCUAACCACGGAUCUGCUUCUUCUUUGUUUCCUGCAUCGUUCGGUAUAAGUGGAGUGCAUUCAUCAGAUGCUUCCAGGAUGAAACUUGACUUGGCAUCGACGUCGCAGUCGGCUAUUUCACCGUUAAGCGGCAAGUACAACACGCUAGUUGACAACUCGUCAACUAUGUCCAGCAACGCAGUUACAACUGUGCCGUCAAUCUUUGUUAACACAAACCGAUCCUCGAUUAUAGACCAUAUGUUAACGAGAUUAACAACCAAACCCAGUUCAUCUGUCAUGGCUACACUAACUUCAAUAAUGCCGUUCAGCGGAAACACUCUUGAACCGAUUCAUUUCCAUGCUACUAAAUAUGGAGCUGUUGUGGCGCCUUCUUUCAUCUCCCAAAAUGAGUUGAAGAACAACGUGCAUACCUAUCCGCUUCCGGAGACACCAAACAGUAACUUGAAGAUCGAUGAGCACAACUUGAAAUAUCUAAUGCCAGAAGUGUCGAAGAACAACAUCAAGCCCGAUAACCAAAACCCGAUGUUGAACUACAUUCUCUCCGAAGAGCAGAAGAGCAUGCUGAAAGGCGACAUUCCGAACUCCCUCGCAAACAACGCGUUGCCCGAAGUACUUAAACACGGCUGGUCUUUCCAGCAAUUCUCGCAGCCGGAAGCAUCGUCCAGCUAUGCUCCGUUGUCUCCCAAUGGAAAGAUGAAACUCAUUUUGCCGAAUACAUCGGCCGCAUCUGCCUCGGCUGUUUCUUGGCCAAUGCUGAUUAAACAUGAUGUUCCCGUAAAGUUACCAGGAAAAUCCGCAAUAGCGUCCGACGGCUCGACAAAUAACUAUGUGCCGCUAGAAGUGAAUUUACCUUUGGACUUCAUGACAAGCAUGCCAAGCAGUCUGACUGCAAGUAUACCCGAUAGUAUAUCUGGAAGCAUAACUGGUGGCAUAUCAACGAGCAUACCUGGUGGCAUGACGACGGACAUGCCUGCGGGCAUACCAACUUUGAACCUGGGGCAAAGUUUACAUCGUGCAGAACAAUUACGACAAACUCAAGAGGCAAGAAAUCCUUGGCACCCCACAGGUUUGCAGCUGCAGCUAGGCGGUUUCGGCGGGAUAAAUUACACGUUACAUGCAAGUAAUCCUGCCGUAAGGCCGAUGGAGCUUGGGAUCGCGAAAGCGGGCUUAACUCUGCCGAAAUUACCACAACCACACGUUCCCGCAUUUGCAAAAAUUGGAGUUGGAUAUCAGCUGUGAAAACUAUGCGCAAUCACCUUCGCAAUACGUAUCCACAUUGCAAUGUGACGCACAUGCGUAUAUAUCCGAAGUAUUAUGUAGUACAAAUACUGCAGCUAGCUGGAGAAGAGUUACCAAAGCAGAUCACGUCUCUCUGGAUUUAAGAAUUUAUUUCUGAUUAGAACACACUGAUGUUUCCAAAUUUAUUGUCGAAGAUAUUCAGUAAAUAAGAAUUAAAUUGCUUCGAACACAUACAAAGCAUAGAGAAUUUAUUUUUAAUCCGUCCUUCUCGGAUGAAACGCCCCCUCUUCUUUCUCUCGUUCUGCACUCGCUUUUG